Molecule: messenger RNA, 150 nt
Organism: Colletotrichum graminicola M1.001
Lineage: Eukaryota; Fungi; Ascomycota; Sordariomycetes; Glomerellales; Glomerellaceae
Exons: 2
Coding region: 1-150 (49 amino acids)
Source: RefSeq, a predicted model, not a curated record
AUGCUUGGCCGCGAAUGUAUCCCCUACCAGCAGUCCCAGAAGCUGCCCCCAGGCUGGAUGGAGAUUCCUACUGGGCAUGCCGUUUGCCGAUCACCAAUCUUGUCCCGCCAGGGCCGUUUCUUGAAAACUCAGUUUACGCGGUACACUUAG